Molecule: messenger RNA, 2445 nt
Organism: Vigna unguiculata (cowpea)
Lineage: Eukaryota; Viridiplantae; Streptophyta; Magnoliopsida; Fabales; Fabaceae
Biological process (GO): regulation of DNA-templated transcription
Molecular function (GO): DNA binding
Source: RefSeq, a predicted model, not a curated record
CGUAACACAAACACAAACACCGAAAACAUUCAGUAGCGUUCUACACACAACUCUGUUUCAUAAUCUUCCCCUGUUCCUUUCUUGUUAACUACUGAAGUCAAGUGUUCAGAAAAACCAAUGAGGAUUGUAGGAUUGGGUUUUCGCCCCCACAGAUGAAGAACUCGUCGACUUCUACCUCAAACACAGAUUGCUCGGUGAUGAUCCCCGUGUUCGCGUCAUGACUGUUUUUUUUUUUGUAUUUUUCUAUGAUAACUUGUUAGCGAAGGAGUCGAUGUCUCUGCAAUAUAAAAACGAGGAGAGACCAAAGUCACAACAAAACAUAAAUUCUCCUUUAUCUCUGUGAACGAUCUCCUCUUCCAUUCUUAUUUUCUUUCUUUCGAUGUUUCAUUCAAACUACAAACACAGAGUUCAGUGUUCACCAAAAUCAAUGGGUAAAAUUGUUGGUGUCGGUUUCCGUCCUAUAGAACAAGAACUCGUCGAUUUCUACCUCAAACACAAGUUGCUGGGUGAUGAUUCCCGUGUCGACGUUAUCCCUGUCAUUAACCUCUGCCAUGUGGAACCUUCGGAUGUACCAGGGAUACUUGCAAAAUCACGGAUUCGAUUUGGUGACCCAGACUGGUUUUUCUUCAGUCCGGUUGAUUUCAAGUAUUCAAACAGUAAAAGGGUUAACAGGAAAACCGAGAAAGGGUUCUGGAAAGCCACUGGAAAAGACCGUGAUAUUAGGAGCUGGAACACCAACACUCUCAUUGCCACAAAGAAGAAUCUUGUUUACUACAAAGGAAGUGUUUCCUGUGGUGUCAAGUCCGACUGGGUUAUUCACGAAUAUCACGCUGUUACCUUUCAUGAAAGCGAGAAUGCUUUUGUGUUAUGCCGCUUGAUAAAGAAACCUGAGAAAAAAACUGAAGGAGGAACUGCUGCACUGAUAUGUGAUGAAGGGGAAUCCAGUAGAAGCGUGGUUUCUGACUAUGAAAAUCAGGCGAUAGCAGAAGGAGUUCCAUCCGGAGGUACUCUAACCGGAAUGGAAACAAUCUGUCACGUAACAUAUCAGGCAGAAAAAUGCAUCUCCCCUACAGAACCGUCACUAAUUGAAAUUGAGCAGGAUGACGAUGCCUAUUUUAGAAAUGAAAACAACAAUGGGCGGAGUCCUUCUGAAAUUAUGCAGAUUCCUUACGAAACUAUGCACACUCCUUGUGAAACUAUGCACACUCCUUAUGAAAUUAUGCAGAUUUCUUGUGAAACUAUGCAGACUCUUUAUGAAACUUUGCAGAUUCCUUGUGAAACUAUGCAAAGUUCUUGUGAAAGUAUGCAGACUCCUUGUGAAACUAUGCAGACUUCUUUUGAAAGUAUGCAGACUCCUUGUGAAACUAUGCAGACUUCUUUUGAAAGUAUGCAGACUCCUUGUGAAACUAUGCAGACUUCUUUUGAAAGUAUGCAGACUCCUUGUGAAACUAUGCAGACUCCUUUUGAAAGUCUGCAGACUCCUUGUGAACCUGUACAGACUCUUUGUGAAAGUAUGCAGAUUUCUUGUGAAAGUAUGCAGAAUCCUUGUGAACCUAUGCAGAUUUCUUGUGAAACUAUGCAGAUUUCUCAUGAAACCAACCAAAUUCCUUUUGAAAUUUUGCAGUUUCUUUUUGAAACUCCUUUUCAAACUAUGCAAACUCCAUUAGAAACUAAACAAAUUCUACCUAAACUCCCGAAUUCAUUAUUAGCCGAUGAAUAUUUAGUCACUCAAUCAAAGUCAUUGAAAAGGGCAUAUUGCGAAAGCUCUUAUAGAGAUGCAGAAGUCGUCCCUGAACGGGACGCUAGUUUUGAGGAUAUUUCAAGUUUGUAUACUGAGUAUCUUAACUCAGAGGAAUAUCAUGUAUUAAAAAGGUUUAAAACAUCAUAUGAUGUUGGACAUGGUGACACACAUCUUCUAUUUUCCGGCCAAGAAGCAAGUGAAGAGAAACAAGAAAGUAUAUUUCAAGAUGAUUUUUGGGGAUUGGAGACAUCCUCAUGUGACUCUACAACAAAUAAACUUGUGGAGAUCAAUUACAGUGAAAUAUCUAGCUUUCUUUGCACUUAAAGGUCAUGGGAAGAUCAGUAUCAUCUAAGACCGAGCAACUUCAUAGGAUUCGAACUAUGAACUUCGUAGCAUGAAUGGAUUAGUAGACAAGAGUAUAUGUUAUUAAAAGUAAGAGUAUGUAGUGUAUGCAUUAAAAUUGCUCUAUAAUAGCCACUUUAUUAGAAAUUGCAUAAUGAAAUUUAUGCAUUAAAAUUUAAGAGUAUGUAUCAUAGGAAACCUAUUAGAAAGUAUUAGAAACUGCACGAUGAAGUUGUGUAUAUUUAAGAUAGUAGAUUGUGUAACUGGGAAGUUUGUGUGGUUAUUUGUAGUGAAUUUUUGUUUGUAGGAUACCAAUUGUCUUGCUGAAUCAAUUUAUUAUCUGUGAUUUUAGUAUUUAAUAA